CUUUAAGGCUGCUACACACAAUGCCGGCGGCAGGGCCGCCGUACACCCGGUGGCAUACAAAGCCGCCGGGCUUGCCGCUGGGUUACGCGGCUUGCCGGCGUCAGUUCGUUCCUGGCAUUCGAGCGGUAGUGUUGUGCGGUUUGUGUGUUUAAACAAAUUAAAAUGUCGUUUAAUUGGGACGACGAAGCUGUGCUGCUCUUAAUUGAACAAUUUCAUGAAAAUGAUAUAUUAUGGAAUCCCGGAAAUGCAGACUAUAAGAAUAGGAACAAACGAAUGGACGCAUUGAACAUAAUUGCAAGUGUAUUUGACAUUGAUAAAGGCGAAGUAGAGAGAAAGUUAAAAAAUUUAACCUCUCAUUAUUUUCGGGAAAAAAAGAAGUUCGAACAGUUGCAAAAAUCUGGUGCAGGCAUAGACGAUGUACAGGAACCAAAGUGGUUUGCUUACAAAGCACUGAACUUUUUGCGAGACAAAAAUAAACCACUACCCACAGUAAAUAGUGAAAAUGAUAUGGAUUCGCAAAAAAGUCAGCAAAACAAUGCAACAGCGACUAGUUCCCGGAAAAGGAGAUGCGGUACUGAUGGAGACAGUGAUAUUGCCGAAGCUCUGCAAGUUUUAAAAAAUAUGUCAGCUUCGUCAUCUGCUCGCGAUGAUGCCUCGAUAUUCGGAGAAUACAUAGCAAGUAAAAUACGAAAAAUGGAUCCUAUGACAAUAUCUACAGUACAAUAUCAUAUUCAAAAUAUAAUUUACCAGGCUGAAAUGGGCGUUUACUCAAGACCUUCCAGGGUGGAGGCAGCUCAAGGAUAUUUUACCACUUCGACACCUGAAAGUGUACGUCCUGCCACUAGCCAUUCUAAUUACACCGACAAUUCUGAUACUCAGGACACCGAAAGCCAUUGUUCUUCUGUGCUCGGCAUUUAGAAGAAAAAAAGGACAUAAAAACUAUUUUAAAAUAAAUUUAAAAAAAUAAACAUAUACAAAUAUAUACUGACAUAUACGUAACCUAUAUAAUAACAUAUACGUUUAGCGUAAGUGCUUGAAGGCCUUAAUGUAGUGCUAUACUCAAAUUUUAUUCAAUUCUAGCAAUAUCACAUACAUUCAGGCCAUAUCAUAAAUAAAAAUAAAAUAAAUAAUUAAAAAAAUAUACAUUAGGUUAUGGUGUUCUCUAGCUUCCCCUCUAGGAUUCUCUGUGAGUGAGCUUCCCUGUGACUAUCAAGAGUGAGUCAUUAAAAAUAUAUAUUUACCUUGAUUUGAAAUUUUGAUAUAAGUGCUUCACAGACUUCGGGAAUCAGUGAGGAAAGAAGUGGUGAAAUUUUAAACAGUUCUCCAAGACUGAAAUAACUUUCUCCUGUAGCUGAAAACCGCAACGGUACUGCCAAUCUUUCUUUAGCGGGUACAGCCUUUCUCCAGCCAGUAUUUUUUUUUGCUAAUGUACACUUCAGUACUAUCUAGCCAAAAUUCAAAAUCUUCAUAUGUCAUUCUCAUCAUCUUAUUAAUCUGGUGCUUAGAUAGAUAUGCCAAGUUUAUUGGUUGCUACGAUAAGUUCCCCAGAGAUAACCGAGCAACAUGAUAACUUUAAAGUAGCAGUCUCCAUACACAUAUUGCCAUUAGAUACUUGCAGACUCCAGCGAUUUCCUGGAUUGGAAGCUAGACGGUCACACCGACCUAGGAUACCACGUCUGCCGAUGGCCAUUGUAUCAAUAUCAAAAACGCUCCUACA
This is a messenger RNA of Acanthoscelides obtectus, 1717 nucleotides long. NCBI's taxonomy places the organism in Eukaryota, Metazoa, Arthropoda, Insecta, Coleoptera, Chrysomelidae. The record is from the annotation of a GenBank genome assembly.